Molecule: messenger RNA, 399 nt
Organism: Striga asiatica
Lineage: Eukaryota; Viridiplantae; Streptophyta; Magnoliopsida; Lamiales; Orobanchaceae
Source: the annotation of a GenBank genome assembly
AUGGAUUGGAGAAAAUGGCACUACGGCUGCGAAGAAUGUGGACAAUAUUUUCACGCAAACUGCAUUCCUUGUCUCGAUCGUCUGUCAAAGAUUAAGUUCGGGUUGGAGGUUUUGGUCGAGUGCCAUGACUGUCCGGUUGCCUGCGUUCGGACUGUUUCGGUCGAUGGAUACCUCUGUGGCCAUUGUGGAAAAAGCAUAAGGGAGACUGAUGAUAUAGCAUUUGAAUGCUCCAAGUGUUAUUUCAGGAUGCAUCAAGGGUGUGUCCAGGAGCUUAUGAUAAAAAACUUGAUUAUCGUGAUUACUAGCUUCAGUUCUGAGCUAAAUACGAAAAGGGCCCACUCAAAAUCGGAAAUUGACAUUACAAACAGAGGAAAAUACAAUAAAUGCUAUCGACAAUGA